CGUGCGCCAAAACUCGGAACAGGCGACGUCGCGCAUAAGAUAUCUAUUCAAUUAGAAACAGUGUUCUGGUUCUGCUGCCGGAAGCAGAAGAGAAAGAAGCGGCGGAACUCGGGUGGAGACAGAGGAUGGCGUUCGGUGACUCGGAUGUGGACAUACUGAAGCCUCGUACUGACAAGAGGGCGUAUCGCAGGGUUGUCCUUCCCAACGCCCUCGAGGUCCUCCUCAUCAGCGACCCCGACACCGAUAAGUGUGCUGCUUCGAUGAAUGUUAGUGUGGGUUCGUUCAGCGACCCUGAUGGUCUUGAAGGUCUGGCCCAUUUUCUCGAACACAUGCUCUUUUAUGCUAGUGUAAAGUACCCAGAGGAAGAUAGUUAUUCAAAGUACAUAUCAGAGCAUGGAGGCAGCACAAAUGCAUAUACUGCUUCUGAACAUACAAAUUUUUACUUUGAGGUGAAUUGUGACUGUUUUGACGAAGCAUUGGACAGGUUCGCUCAGUUUUUCAUCCAGCCUUUGAUGUCUCCUGAUGCUACAUUGAGGGAAAUAAAAGCUGUUGAUUCUGAAAACCAAAAGAACCUGUUAUCUGAUGGCUGGAGAAUGAAUCAGCUUCAGAAGUAUCUCAGCUCAAAAGGUCAUCCGUACCACAAAUUUGGAACAGGGAACUGGGAGACUUUACACGUGAAACCAAACGAAAACGAGAUUGAUACAAGGGAGCAGCUAGUGAAGUUUUACUUGGAGAAUUAUUCUGCAAAUAUAAUGCAUCUUGUAAUUUAUGGAAAAAAAAGUCUUGAUGAGAUCCAAGCUAUGGCAGAAGAGAAAUUUCAAGGUGUUUCUAAUAACAUGCUGAAGUGUGUUUCUUUUCAUGGUCAGCCAUGUGCUUCUGAGCACCUUCAGAUCCUGGUCAAAGCCGUCCCUGUAAAGCAAGGCCAUGUGUUAAAUUUCGUUUGGCCUAUAACUCCGGAGAUAAGAUAUUAUGAGAAGGGUCCUUGUACAUAUAUUGGUCACCUUAUUGGGCAUGAAGGCGAGGGAUCUCUUUUUUUUCUUCUGAAAAAGCUGGGGUGGGCUACCAGUCUUGCUGCUGGUGAAGGGGAUUGGAGUUGUGAAUAUUCCUUCUUUGUUGUGGCUAUUGAUCUUACUGAUGCAGGUCAUGAGCACAUGGAAGAUAUAGUUGGGUUGUUGUUUAAAUACAUCAAUCUUCUGAAAAGUUCUGGGGUGAAAGAAUGGAUAUUUGAUGAGAUCAGGGCGAUUCGUGAGACUGAGUUUCAUUUCAAAGACAAAGUCCGUCCAAUUGAUUAUGUGUCUAGACUUGCUUCUAACAUGCAUCUUUAUCCGCCACAUGAUUGGCUUGUAGGCUCAUCACUUCCUUCUAAGUUCUGUUCAGACACUAUCUACAUGAUACUAAAUGAUCUCACUCCAAAUAAUCUCAGAAUCUUCUGGGAAUCAAAGAGUUUUAAAGGCCACACAGAUAUGGUGGAGCCGUGGUACCAAACUGAAUUUUCUGUUGACAAAAUAACUGAUGCCAUUGUACAGAAAUGGAUAGAUGCAUCCCCUAAUGAUGAACUUCAUUUGCCCGCACCAAAUUUAUUCAUUCCCACUGAUUUAGCAAUUAAAGAAGUGCAACAACAGGCCAAAUAUCCAUUUUUGCUACGAAAAACUUCUUUUUCAAGAUUGUGGUACAAGCCAGAUAACUUGUUCUUCACUCCGAAGGCUUUUAUCGAGAUAGAUUUCAGCUGUCCUGAGUCACGCCAUUCUCCUGAUGCUGAAGUCCUCACUGAUAUUUUCACACGUUUACUGAUGGAUUAUUUGAAUGAUUAUGCUUAUGAUGCACAAGUUGCUGGUUUGAGAUACAAGAUAUCUCAAUCUGAUUUUGGUUUCCAGUUGACUGUGUUUGGAUACAACCACAAAAUGAAGCUAUUGCUGGAUGCCAUAAUUGAAAAAGUUGCUCAAUUUGAAGUAAAACUGGAAAGGUUUUCUGUAAUCAAGGAAAGCAUGGUAAAGGAGUAUGAGAACUUCAAGUUUAGACAGCCAUAUCAGCAGGCAAUGUACUAUUCGGCUCUAAUAUUAGAGGACAAUUCAUGGCCUUGGAAUGAGAAACUUGAGGCUCUUGUUCAUCUUGAAGCUGAAGACCUCUCAAAAUUUUCUCAUCUCUUGCUCUCCAGGACAUUUUUUGAGUGUUAUGCUGCAGGUAACAUCGGACCUAGUGAAGCAGAGACCUUGGUUAUUGAUAUUGAAAAGAUAUUGUUUCAUAGUCCAAAACAUAUGUGCAAACCUUUGUUCUCUUCACAGUUCUUGACAAAUAGAAUUGUCAAGCUUCAGACUGCAAGAAGCCAUUUCUACCCUGUUCAAUGCCUUAACCAAGAUAAUGAGAAUUCUGCACUACUAUUCUAUGUUCAGGUUGAUCUGGAUGAUUUGGUACUAAAUAUAAAGCUUCAGCUCUUUGUUCUUGUUGCAAAGCAGCCAGCAUUCCAUCAGCUCCGUACAGUUGAGCAGCUUGGUUACAUUGCGAUACUGAUGCAGAGAAACGACUCUGGAAUUCGUGGAUUGCAGUUUAUUGUUCAGUCCACUGUGAAGGACCCUGGACAGCUUGAUGAGAGGGUGGAGGCAUUUUUGAAGAUGUUUGAAGACAAACUUUGUGCACUGUCUAUUGAGGAAUUUGAGAACAAUGUAAAUGCAUUGAUUGAGAUGAAACUGGAGAAACACAAGAACCUGAGAGAGGAAUCUCUAUUUUAUUGGCAAGAGAUUGUAGAUGGCACAUUCAUAUUUGACAGGAAGGAAGCUGAGGUUGCUGCUUUAAGGAAACUCACGCGGGAAGACUUGAUUGAAUUCUUUGAUACCUACAUUAAAGUUGGAUCUCCUCAAAGAAAAAAGCUCAGUGUGCAGGUUUUUGGGGGUCGACAUUCAUCUGAAUAUAAUGGUGCAGUCUGCAAUGAGCAUGAUUCAUCUGUCUAUUGCAUUGAUGAUAUAUUCUCCUUCAGAAAGUCGCAAGCUCUAUAUGGCUCUGUCAGAGGAGGUAUUGGCCUUGUGAGGUUAUAGUUGUAACUUUGUCUUGAUUGUAGUUUAGUCAGUCAGAAAAUUGUACUCUCUCUCUCGAUUGUGUAUGAUCAACAUUCGUUCUUAUUUGGCAUUAACAACAUUUGUAGCAUGGACAUUGCCUUCUCUUGAAAUUGCCCACACGAGAGGACACAACUUAAUAGAAAUUUGUUAAUACAUUGCAGUGAAUUUGUCCACUAAA
Molecule: messenger RNA, 3228 nt
Organism: Nymphaea colorata (pocket water lily)
Lineage: Eukaryota; Viridiplantae; Streptophyta; Magnoliopsida; Nymphaeales; Nymphaeaceae
Product: insulin-degrading enzyme-like 1, peroxisomal
Exons: 26
Coding region: 126-3029 (967 amino acids)
Biological process (GO): peptide catabolic process
Cellular component (GO): mitochondrion; cytosol
Molecular function (GO): metal ion binding; metalloendopeptidase activity
Source: RefSeq, a predicted model, not a curated record